Messenger RNA from Echinococcus granulosus, 2067 nucleotides. Its product is annotated as DNA-directed RNA polymerase III subunit RPC5. Gene Ontology annotation, biological process: DNA-templated transcription. Gene Ontology annotation, cellular component: nucleus; RNA polymerase III complex. NCBI's taxonomy places the organism in Eukaryota, Metazoa, Platyhelminthes, Cestoda, Cyclophyllidea, Taeniidae. The record is from RefSeq and is a predicted model, not a curated record. The transcript has 14 exons. The coding region runs from base 1 to 2067 and encodes 688 amino acids.
AUGGACAGCGUUAAGGAACCCAUAAAACUAUCUGAACUCACUGAUGGGCCUCAUGAUGGCGAUAUGUCUACCACCUCGAUGACUCCGUCAAAGGCAACUGUGGUUUCCGUAAGGAUGCGUUCUGAGGCUGAGAUAUUUGGAGCAAAACGUGCCGCAAGUCGGCGAAAAACAGCAGACAAUGAUGAUGAUCUAAGGUACUUAUCACAACUCUAUUUAGUACCCUGGAAACCAGCCAGGUUCAGAACACAUAAGCCCAUGUACGCCUUCGAGCAUCGUUCAGUUCUCAUGUGUUCUGUGGAGCAUGCUACAAACAAUGGCUCUGAAUUCACCAGAGAUAACUGGGAAUCGCUCCUUCUCUCGCCACUCCACGAAGAAGCUAACGAAACGACUCGAUUUGGAAAUGAACCGAAGAAGAAGGCUACGUUAGAAGACCUUGUCCGGGUUCUUCUUUUAAAGGCUCGAGUCAUCAAAUUCGAUAAGUUGCUUGAAUGUUUGCGUGAGCGCUCAACAGACAAAAAUCUCGUCACCCCAGCCGCUGUUAUUCCUGUCCUCAAUCGACUGGCCGUUUUGAUUCGUGGUUGGUGGGUUGUCAGAAGUGAUAUUUUGUAUCCUCCGAAUACAUACAGUGAGCACGCAUCUGUUCCGAGUACACAACUAAUUAGAGCUCGUGAUUACGUGAUGGCAGUGUUUCACCGGGGUGAUCACCUCACAAGGAAGACUGUUUCGUCAAUUACAAAAUUGCCUUCACUCGAAGUCACUGAAAUCCUUGAGCAACUUGGAACUCGAAUCUCCUCCGGUCUUGAAGGGCAUAACAACCAUUGGGAAUUUCGACAGCCAGACACGAAUUUCAUUAGCAGGCAUGUUGAUUUGAUUGAAAAAGUAUAUCAAGAUGUCGUUCAUCAGCACGCAUGUAAUUGGGAACUUCGAAUUAGACAGCUAUGCACGCAGCUUAAACUUGAGGUUCUUGUUGCAGAUGCUGCACAACGACGGCGACGGUGUUCCGGUCGUCUCUCAGGGAGCGACUCUGACGAUAUACUGACUCCCUUAAGCCCAAAAGCGGCGGCUACCAAACGACGUCGCUGUCGCCUCAGUCUCUCGCCGGAGGCUUUGGAGCCAACGUCGAAGCGAGUGCGCACCCAGAGCACGUCGUCGACAGGUCGUGGCACCUCUUCCCGUCCACUUGGCAGUCCCCGCCAGACCCUCUCACCUAACAGACCCACUCCACCUCUCUUCUCAGCCGGAGCACCCAAUGAGCAGCAGGUCCCCCUCGCUUCUCAACCGAAUCAGAGUAAGUCACCGAAGAAAGCUAAGCUCGCUGAACAGGCAGGGCCAACACCAACAUUGUCUUCCCCACCGUCAGCUGACGCCUCACUUAGAUCGACGAAUGACCCCUCAACAGACCUUCUCAAGCAGGAGCCCGGCUCCCCCCAAAGCUAUCGAAGCGAACCAGGGUUACAGAUGCAAUCCGCUCCACCCAUGGUUGCGGAAAUGUUACCGACUGCCAACGCGGGCAUAGCAGAAAAGUUAGAGGAACCCGACACCACUACAGAACAGACCUGGUCGAUGGUGGAUGAUCCUGCAAUCUGCAGCUUUGUGCGGGAAAAGCUGCAUUCACACCCGAUCCUGGCACUCUCGGAGUUAACCAAGGCCUGUCAGCCCUUUCUGGCGUCACUGCCCAAUCAAAUGACCAACAGCGGCAAGCCGGCGCCUCCGGGCUCUGAGGCGGAGAGGGAGAUGCUGAAAUCCGAGCUAUACAAGGUGGCUCUCGCUGUAGGAGGCCGUGAGCUGCACGUUCACUGGCCCAACGUGCCCUCAGCCCUGCCCAAACAGCCGCUUUUCGUGGCGCCUGUUGCAGUCGAAUUUGGCGACCCCAGCAGCCCCCUACAUCAGGCAAAGGCGAUCUUGGAACGAUUUGAAACGUCUACGUUUGUGACCUAUGGCAUUAUAAAAAAGAAACUUGCAGACGUUGGCCUCAAGAUUCCCGACAACACGCUAAGGGCAACUAUUAAGAGAUACUGCGUCUAUCGUUACUCCAAAUACUUCCUGCGGUUCACGGUUAACGAAUAA